AUGGGGAACAAUGCUUUUCUUUUGGUUAACAAUCUUGAGUCUAGACGUGUUGGUUUAGCAGGGGCUGGAGAUUGCAGUUCAUGUUGUGUGGGUGUUAUGCUGGAACUUGCUCGUGGAAUUUCUCAGUGGGCUCAUGGAUUGAAGAAAGCUGUUAUAUUCUUAUUUAAUACUGGCGAGAAGGAGGGUUUUAAUGGUGCUCAUAGCUUCAUAACCCAGGAAAAAAAGAGAGGUGGAGGUGGAGGUGGUGGAGGAGGAGGAAACAUUCAGAAUCAGGGUGGUAACAAAAACAAUGGUGGCAAAAAUGGAGGUGGGGCACCACAGGCUAGAAAUGGUGGAGGUGGAGGAAACAAGAAUGGUGUUCAAGCCAUGAACAAUGGAUAUCAGAACAUGGGUGGUCCCUGA
Gastrolobium bilobum is the source of this 402-nucleotide messenger RNA. RefSeq lists its product as uncharacterized. The coding region runs from base 1 to 402 and encodes 133 amino acids. Gene Ontology annotation, molecular function: metalloexopeptidase activity. NCBI's taxonomy places the organism in Eukaryota, Viridiplantae, Streptophyta, Magnoliopsida, Fabales, Fabaceae. The record is from RefSeq and is a predicted model, not a curated record. Gene Ontology annotation, biological process: proteolysis. The transcript is spliced from 3 exons.